This is a messenger RNA of Penicillium canariense, 1260 nucleotides long. RefSeq lists its product as uncharacterized. NCBI's taxonomy places the organism in Eukaryota, Fungi, Ascomycota, Eurotiomycetes, Eurotiales, Aspergillaceae. The transcript is spliced from 5 exons. The coding region runs from base 1 to 1260 and encodes 419 amino acids. The record is from RefSeq and is a predicted model, not a curated record.
AUGCCCGGCGGUCUAGAAAUAAGGGUUGCGCAUCCCGCGUCGCGGAGGUGGCCGUACCUUUCAUAUGACGGGCGAAUUCCACCCUCAACCUCCUUUGGUGCGCGGAGAGGCGCCCAGUCAGGCAUGGUGACCACGGCAGGGGUUCCACCUUCACUCUCAUCACUUCCAUGGCCGGCGACUAGACGGUGGAUCGCAGGAGUAGCCGCAGCCAGCGUGCGAGCGUCUUUUAAUCUCAGAGGCGCUCCAACCGCCCCAGUCCAGGGCCAGGCCCGCCGACCGUCGUCGGCACGCCGAUACCACGCGGCUGUGUGGCCCUCAUACGGCAUCACCACCCCCGGCCCCGACCGCCAGCUGCUCGGCCUGGCACGCUCGCCCUUUCGCUUCGAGACCGGCUACGCCAGCCAGGAUAAGAGAUUAUCCGUCCAGGGCGAACCGGUCCGGGGUCUGAACAAUGGCGACGAUGCGAUCAUCGUUGCAGAGAACUUUCUGGGCGUUGACGAUGGAGUAGGCGCCUGGGCGACAAAGCCUCGUGGCCAUGCUGCACUGUGGUCAAGACUCCUCCUACACUUCUGGGCUCUCGAGGUCGAGCGCCGAGUAUCUGAAAAUGCAACCACCCUAGACCCCGUCGAGUACCUCCAGACCGCAUACGAAGAAACCAUUCGCGCAACCACCUCCCCGACCCAGUGGCUCGGCACGACGACGUCAGCCACCGCCCUCCUCCACUGGACGCGCGAACCAGACGGUACCCAGAAACCUCUUCUCUACGUGACAAAUCUGGGCGACUGCAAGGUGCUCGUGAUCCGGCCGAGCGAAGAGAAAGUACUCUUCCGCACCAUGGAGCAAUGGCACUGGUUCGAUUGCCCCAUGCAGCUGGGCACCAACAGCGUCGACACUCCCCGCAAGGACGCGGUGCUAUCCAAGGUCGCCAUUCAAGAAAAUGAUAUCGUUCUCGCGCUGUCGGACGGAGUCAUGGACAACCUGUGGGAACACGAGGUGCUCAAAAUCAUCCUGGAUAGCCUUCACAAAUGGGACGAGGGACACAUCAAAGCCAAAAAUGUGAAUCCGCCUCCAAACCUGUCGGAGGAACGCAUGGUCUAUGUGGCUAGGGAACUGCUUAAUGCGGCUCUGAGUAUUGCUCAGGAUCCAUUCGCAGAGAGUCCGUACAUGGAAAAGGCGGUGGACGAAGGCAUCGCGAUUGAAGGUGGCAAGAUGGACGAUAUUUCUGUUGUGGCUGCGUCCUGCAAAAAGCGCGCUGGGUGA